GAGCCGUGAAGCCGGAUCAGUUACGAGCAGUGACGCUGACCCCGACUGCUACGACGAUGUGCUAGAAUGACCUGAUCCAACAGAGUCCGCUCCGAUCCUCCUCACAUCCUUCUCGGUCACCCAGCAUCCGCUCGCUGGGGACACAUACGCCCAUUAUGCAGUUCGCCUUGCCUCCGCGGAGGACCCCGAUAGCCCCUCCGUACGCUCGCUCGUCCCGAUUCUCCCUCCAGCGCAGGAAGCAGCUCAAAGCCGUGGCCAUCCUGGGAUUGGCCCUCCUCACCGUAUUCUUCCUCCUCUCCCAGCUCUUCUAUACCAGUACAGGAACCCCCGCCGUACCAGCAGGAACCGCCGGUGUGGUGAUCGUCACCGUUCUAGACCGGGCGGGUUUCAGCGACGAUUACAUCCAGAAGAUCGUCAAGAACCGCGAGGACUAUGCUAAGCGACAUGGUUAUACGAACUUCUUCGCCAAUGUGUCCGACUAUGAAACCGCCCUCGAUAAUGCCCCGAGAUCCUGGGCCGUCGUCCCAGCCGUCCGUCACGCAAUGGCCUCGCACCCAUACUCGAAGUACUUCUUCCACCUCGACGCGCACUCCCUUAUCAUGAACCCGGGCAAGUCGCUCGAAUCGCAUGUCCUCGAGAAGUCCCGUCUCGAAUCGCUCAUGCAGAAGGACGUUUCCGUCGUGCCCCCCGAUAGCAUCAUCAAGACCUUCUCGCAUCUCCGAGCCGAGGAUAUCGAUCUCAUCGUCACCACCGACGAGGAGGAUAUGUGUCCCGGAAGCUUCAUCCUGCGACAGGGCGACUUUGCCAAAUAUUUCCUCGAUUUCUGGUUCGACCCUCUAUACCUGAGCUACAACUUUGCGAAGGCCGAAACUCAUGUUCUGGAUCACAUCGUUCAAUGGCACCCAACCAUCUUGGCAAGAUUAGCUCUGAUCCCGCAACGAAUCAUCAAUUCGUACAGCAAGGAUUCCUCCGGCGCUGCUGUCGACGGCGUCUACAAGGACGGUGAUUUUGUCAUUCGCUUCCUUGGCUGUGACACCGAUACGAAGCGGAGCUGUGAGAAGGAAUUGGAGCCGUAUUAUCGUCUCUGGGUGAGCAAGUUGAAACAUGAAUAGUCUUUCCCCAUCCUCCUCCCUGUUUCUUUUCGUAGUUUAUUUUUUGCCUUGCCUUGCCUCUUAGCUUGGGGGUAAUGUACACCUAGAUACCUACUAGGGAGUUUUGGGUCUGAUUCCGAGAAUCAAUCGGUGUUUGGGGAGUUUGUGAUUUGGUCGUGGAUUACUAUUAGUUGUUAUGGAUUAUGUAUUAUGUAUUAUUCAUAUAUCAAGCGAGCGCAUUGAUUAGUUGGCUAUCGAUGGAUGGAUGGAUGCUGCAUGUAUCAAUUGCGUUAACAUGGUCUUGACUUGAAUUAUUCUUCGCGUAAAAAUAAACUGCGCAUGACUCUCG
Aspergillus ibericus CBS 121593 is the source of this 1440-nucleotide messenger RNA. Its product is annotated as putative alpha-1,6-mannosyltransferase subunit. The record is from RefSeq and is a predicted model, not a curated record. Bases 156 to 1112 code for a protein of 318 amino acids. NCBI's taxonomy places the organism in Eukaryota, Fungi, Ascomycota, Eurotiomycetes, Eurotiales, Aspergillaceae. Gene Ontology annotation, biological process: protein N-linked glycosylation. The transcript has 3 exons. Gene Ontology annotation, molecular function: alpha-1,6-mannosyltransferase activity. Gene Ontology annotation, cellular component: mannan polymerase complex; Golgi membrane.